AAAGAAGGCUGUAGCAAAUCUAAAGAAAGCAUCAUCUUUAUUUUGCUGCAUCUGAUUGAAACACUGAUCAUCAGGAGGUCUGAGUUCAAUGCUAGCUGUGCUUAACCCAAAGCCAUGGCAUCACCACGGCUCUCAGUCCUGCUGCUGUUGGCCACCUUGCUCUUCAUGCUGUCAUGCAUCACCAGUAAUGCUGAGGAACACCCACUAUCACAAAGACCCACCUAUGCCAACCUUGUUCGCAAAUACAGGGACCGCAGAGCACCACAACCCAUGACAGGCAAAACAAAGGAGCUCAUAAAAUCUAGUGCACAGGUAGCAUCUGCCUUACUGAAAGUUGUUGCAGACGCUCUUAAUGCACCAGGGGUCAAAGAAGCACUGGGCCAAAUUGCAAGCUUUGCCAGUCUUGCGCCGGGUAUCGGCACCCUGGUUGCAGCGAUCAUCAAUUUGGCUUUGGCCUUUGUUCCUGGAGCAGACCCCGUGAAAGACAUGCUCAAAGACAUCAAUCAGAAGCUGGAUUCCAUUUCCAAGCAGAUUGCUGACCUCAAAACCGAUGUUGAGUGGAACACCUAUGCUAGUGCCUACUCUCGAGACGAAACAAACAUCAUCAACUCCUGGAACGAGUUCAACAAAUUCCGUCAGAGCUGUGAGAAAGAACCAAACUGUGAAAAUCAAAAGCGUGAACUUGCCAACAAAUUUGUUAGCUUCUAUGAGAAUACAGCUACAGAGAACAGUGUGGCUAGGCUCGUCUUUUAUUUGACCAACACAGAGGCAUCUCUAAGCGCCAACCUGUUGCACUUACUGAAAAAGAGGCACAAAUGUGAUAUUAAAGAGUUAAACAGGUACAACUUUUUUUUGAACAGCUUGCUGUGGAGAGGAAUGGUGCUGAACCAGCUCUACUAUAAACUGAAGGGCUACGACACCGAAGACAAGGAAGCAGAGUAUGUGUCCCAGUUCAACAAGGUGAUAGAAGCCCAGAGAGAUGUUGUGGCAAGCUGUGCUGAUAGUGAAGAGUACAUAGAACCUGCUGUCCAAAAGAUCAACCAGAUUCAUCCUUUGAAACCGGAUGAAGAAUCAGCCACAAAGGUCAAAGAAGAACUAGACAAGACAUAUGAUUUUUAUUACUGGAUAGUGGUCAUUUUCAAAUCAAAUGACAAAGAGAAGCAUUCAUUAUUGCAUUUUACCUCAGUUAAUUUGGGUGACAUUACUGUAGCUGUAAGUCGCACCAACUCUAAGUGGAAUGAAGAUAUCUUUACAUCAGAAAAUCCAAAUUACCUAAGGGGAAUCCUAGAAAAGAAGAAAUGUUCAAAUUUGGAACAGGAAUUAUCGCGUGAUAAUGGUCCAGUUGACAAAUGGGAGAUGGACUAUUUGAGGUUGAUUUUUGCAGCGCUGCUUGUCUCUAAAGGCAAGGUUUUUGCAGCUCCAGAGGCGUUCAUCAGCGGUAAGUGCAAUAGCGUUCCUGCCAAACUGCACUUCUAUUUUUAUGCAAAACUUCCUCACAGUCCAAACGCACCUUGGGAUCCAUGCGGCAAUUUCGGAUGCGAGAACGGUGCCAAAUGCAGGUGGCUGGCGGGGACUUUGACAAUGUGUGAAUGUCAGCCAGGGUACCAUGGAGACAAAUGUCAGAAUGCUGUCAGCGUGACUCGUAAGGAUCUUGAGGUGGUGUUAGACAAGCCCGUCCCCAGCAUCACCACAAUUGACGAAAAGCUCAUCAAGAUGGACACCAAGAUCUACAAGGUGCACACCAGGCUCUACAGGCUGGAGACCCAGCUCACUAAGAUGGACACCCAGCUCGCUGAGAUAAGUUCUAAUCUGAACAAAAUUUAUAAGCUGCUGGAAAGACCAACUGCAGAUAAAUCACAACAACAACCAGAAAACUGAGUGAAGAACCAACUAUUCAUGAAUUGCUGA
This is a messenger RNA of Myripristis murdjan (pinecone soldierfish), 1908 nucleotides long. RefSeq lists its product as uncharacterized. The transcript has 2 exons. NCBI's taxonomy places the organism in Eukaryota, Metazoa, Chordata, Actinopteri, Holocentriformes, Holocentridae. The coding region runs from base 115 to 1878 and encodes 587 amino acids. The record is from RefSeq and is a predicted model, not a curated record.